Messenger RNA from Euleptes europaea (tarantolino), 2118 nucleotides. RefSeq names its product vomeronasal type-2 receptor 26-like. The record is from RefSeq and is a predicted model, not a curated record. Gene Ontology annotation, molecular function: G protein-coupled receptor activity. The coding region runs from base 1 to 2118 and encodes 705 amino acids. NCBI's taxonomy places the organism in Eukaryota, Metazoa, Chordata, Lepidosauria, Squamata, Sphaerodactylidae. Gene Ontology annotation, cellular component: membrane. Gene Ontology annotation, biological process: G protein-coupled receptor signaling pathway. The transcript has 4 exons.
AUGGAUGAUGACAACGGAAACCAGUUUUUGCAGACAAUAGUACCUAUUCUCACUGAGAACAGCAUUUGUUUUGCAUUCGUAUACAAAUUACCAAAAACCACUUACAUGGAAGAGAUGGUAGGAGAGAUUACUGUAAAACUGGCUGAACAGUACUCAGAUCUUAUGGACAGAAAAGCCAAUGUAUUUUAUGUAUAUGGAGAACCUCCAGCCAUGAUAACUUUAAGGGUGACUCUUUAUGUAGCUUCUUUCACUUUAUUGCCCCCUCUGGGUAAAGUGUGGAUAAUUUCCUCUCACUGGGACUUUGAAUCAUUCGCUAUCCAUAGGAUUUUAGGUAUAGAAUCCUUCCAUGGUGCCCUGUCCUUUACAGUCCAUUCCAAUCAACCACCUGGAUUCCAAGAAUUCCUUCAGACCAUAAGACCCUCCUGGGCUGGAGGAGAUGGUUUCAUUCAGGACUUCUGGGAGCAGGCAUUCAGCUGUUCAUUGAAACAGGAGCAGGAGGAAAUGAAGCAAAUCUGCACUGGGGAGGAGAAACUGGAGAGCCUUCCUGGGCCUUUGUUUGAAAUGCAUAUGACCGGCUACAGCUAUAACAUCUACAAUGCUGUCUAUGCUGUUGCCCUUGCUUUGCACAACAUCAACCUACAUGGAUGCAAACACAGAAGACUGCCAGAAGGUGGGAGGCUGGAUGUUCAGAAUAUACAGCCAUGGCAGUUACAUCACUUCUUAAGGAGAACCUUGUUCAACAACAGUAGUGGAGAAACUGUGCAGUUUGAUAAAAACAGAGAAUUGGUUACAGUUUUUGAUGUGACCAACUGGGUUACCUUCUCAAAUGGGUCAUUUGCUAGAGUAAAAGUGGGAAGCCUGGAUCCUCGGGCCCCAUCAGUCAAUCAGCAGACUCUGAAUGAUGAUCUAAUUGUGUGGCAUAGAAGCUUUAACCAGCUGAGACAUAGUGACCAGCAUUUGAUUCUCAAAGCUCAUAGUGCAAAUGUGUUGUCUCUGAUGGUAUCAUUUUUUGCCGAAAACCCAUUUAUGGUCGACCAUGCAUUAUCAAAUGACAAUUACCGGAUAUUAACCUCCCUUUUCAUUUAUGGACAGGUGCUUCCUCUCUCUGUCUGCAAUGACCAAUGCCAGCCUGGCUACAGCAAGACAAACAAGGAGGGGGAGAAAUUUUGCUGCUAUGAUUGUACUCCAUGCUUAGAAGGAAUGAUCUCUGAGCAGAAGGAUAAGGAUGCCUGUGUCAAUUGUCCAGAUGAACUCUUUCCCAGCAAAGACCAUAGUCACUGCAAUCCCAAGGUCACAAGCUACCUUUCUCAUAAAGAGACUUUAGGAAUCAUCUUAGUUACGUUGGCUGUAUCAUUCUCUCUGGUCACAGCUUUGGUGCUUGGGACCUUUAUUAAAGGCAAGGACACUCCCAUCGUCAAAGCCAACAACCGAAGCCUCACCUACAUUCUCCUCAUUUCCCUGUUUCUUUGUUUCCUCAGCUCUUUGCUCUUCAUUGGACAGCCAGGGCAGGUGACCUGCCUUCUGCGCCAAAGUACUUUUGCCAUCAUCUUCUGUGUGGCCCUUUCCACUGUGUUGGCCAAAACCACCACUGUACUUGUGGCCUUUGUUGCUACCAGACCAGGAUCCAGGAUGAGAAAGUGGGUGGGCAAAAAAAUGGCCCUUUCUAUUGUCCUUUCCGGCUCCUUUAUUCAAAUAUUGAUUUGUACACUUUGGCUAAGUACUUGCCCUCCAUUCCCAGAUAAGGAUAUGCACUCACUACCAGAGCAAAUCAUACUGGAAUGUAAUGAGGGCUCAGCUACCAUGUUUUACUCUGUCCUUGGCUAUCUGGGCUUUCUGGCCCUUGUCAGCUUCACUAUGGCUUUCCUUGCCAGGAAGUUACCAGACAGUUUCAACGAAGCCAAGUUCAUCACUUUCAGCAUGUUGGUCUUUUGCAGUGUUUGGUUUUCCUUCAUUCCAGUUUACUUGAGUUCCAAAGGAAAAUACAUGGUGGCUGUGGAGAUCUUCUCCAUUGUGUCCUCCAGCGCUGGCUUAUUGGGUUGCAUCUUUUCCCCUAAAUGCUACAUCAUUUUGCUGAGGCCAGAACUGAACAAGAGGGAGCAGAUAAUUAGGAAAGUUUGA